AGAAACUAGGUGGCGCCCGCGGGGCGCGCGGCAGCGCCGCCUCCACCGCGAUUUAAAGGGCAGCGAGGCGGAGGGAUCCUCGUACCGACGCUCGAACGAUCCCUCCGCAGCGAGACGAAGCGACGGCAAAGACGCGGGUCGUUUUCUUGAAAGUCGCUCUUGUGCCUCCGCCGUCGGGAGCCGCUGGCGAGGAACUUCUUUUUCCCUGGCGUCCCUCCACUUCACCUCACAAAAUCUCGUCGAAGCCCCUGAGGCGGCCAGCUCCGGGCAGGGGGGCGCGCUCGCUGCCGACGUGGUGUCCCUCCGCCGUCGGCCACGGACUCUUUUUCGUGUCCUUCCACCGGGCCCGGGCGGUGUCCGGGUGGCUCACCGGGGGCGGCGACGCGUUUGCGGUGCGGACAGCGAGGCUCCGGGGAUAUGAGGUGAGAACACCCGGGGACCGGAGGAGGCACCGCGCGGCGGGAGGACACGGGACGCGGCCCCCGAGGGUGGCGGAUGCUUUUCGGACCGUGCGGCCGCACGCAAGGUGGAGGAGAGAACAUUGAAAUUAUUUUCUAAGCUAUUUGAAGAGAGUGACUAAAUGCACCUGGGUCAGGCUGUCUGUGGGUAUGAAGUGGUUGGGAGAAUCCAAGAACAUGGUGAUGAAUGGCAGGAGAAAUGGAGGCAAGUUGUCUAAUGAUCAUCAGCAGAACCAGUCAAAAUUACAGCACACAGGCAAGGACACCUUGAAGACUGGCAGAAACACAGUCGAGAGGAGGUCAAGCAGAUGUAAUGGUAAUUCAGGAUUUGAAGGACAGAGUCGUUAUGUGCCAUCUUCUGGAAUGUCCGCCAAGGAACUGUGUGAAAAUGAUGACCUAGCAACCAGUUUGGUUCUUGAUCCCUAUUUAGGUUUUCAGACACACAAAAUGAAUACUAGCGCCUUUCCUUCGAGGAGCUCAAGGCAUUUUUCAAAAUCUGACAGUUUUCCUCACAACAACCCUGUAAGAUUUCGGCCUAUUAAAGGACGGCAAGAAGAACUAAAGGAAGUAAUUGAACGUUUUAAAAAAGAUGAACAUUUAGAGAAAGCCUUCAAAUGUUUGACUUCAGGUGAAUGGGCACGGCACUAUUUUCUCAACAAGAACAAAAUGCAGGAGAAAUUAUUCAAGGAACAUGUAUUUAUUUACUUGCGAAUGUUUGCAACUGACAGUGGAUUUGAAAUAUUGCCUUGUAAUAGAUAUUCAUCAGAACAAAAUGGAGCCAAAAUAGUUGCUACAAAAGAGUGGAAACGAAAUGACAAAAUAGAAUUACUGGUGGGUUGUAUUGCCGAACUUUCAGAAAUUGAGGAGAACAUGCUACUUAGACAUGGAGAAAACGACUUCAGUGUCACGUAUUCCACAAGGAAAAACUGUGCACAACUCUGGCUCGGUCCUGCUGCGUUUAUAAACCAUGAUUGCAGACCUAACUGUAAGUUUGUGUCAACUGGUCGAGAUACAGCAUGUGUGAAGGCCCUAAGAGAUAUUGAACCUGGAGAAGAAAUUUCUUGUUAUUACGGAGAUGGAUUUUUUGGGGAAAAUAAUGAGUUCUGCGAGUGUUAUACUUGUGAAAGACGGGGAACUGGUGCUUUUAAAUCCAGAGUAGGACUGCCUGCGCCUGCUCCUGUUAUCAAUAGCAAAUAUGGACUCAGAGAAACAGAUAAACGCUUAAAUAGGCUUAAAAAGUUAGGUGACAGCAGCAAAAAUUCAAACAGUCAGUCUGUCAGCUCUAACACUGAUGCAGAUACCACUCAGGAAAAAAACAAUGCAACUUCUAACCGAAAAUCUUCAGUUGGUGUAAAAAAGAAUAGCAAGAACAGAACGUUAACAAGGCAAUCCAUAUCAAGAAUUCCUGCUUCUUCCAACUCUACCUCAUCUAAGCUAACUCAUAUGAAUAAUUCCAGGGUACCAAAGAAACUGAAAAAGCCUGUAAAGCCUUUACUUUCAAAAAUAAAACUAAGAAAUCACUGCAAACGGCUGGAGCAAAAGAAUAAUUCAAGAAAACUCGAAAUGGGAAACUUAGUACUAAAAGAACCUAAAGUCGUCCUAUAUAAAAACUUGCCCAUUAAAAAAGAUAAGGAGACAGAGGGACCAGUCCAGGCUGCUGCCACCGGUGGGUGCUUGACUAGACACGCGGCCAGAGAACACAGGCAAAAUCCUGGGAGAGGUGCUCACUCGCAGGGCGACAGCUCGCCCUGCACCUACAUAACCAGGCGCUCAGUGAGGACGAGAACGAAUGUGAAGGAGCCUUCUGACAUCAAGCUGGAACCAAACAUGUUGGAUGGCUAUAAAAACAGCAUGACUGAACCUUGCCCAGACAGUGGUGAGCAGCCAGCCACCGAGAUACAGGAAGAAGAACUAGCUCAUGAGACUGUCCAAAAGGGGGAAGACAUUUGUCUUAAGAGUGACCCUAGUAUGUCCAGAAAGAAGUCACGGCAAGGCAAACUCGUGAAACAGUUCUCAAAAAUAGAGGAAUCCACUCUGGGACAUGAUUCCCCCAAGAAAGACGGCAUGGUGCCAGAUUUGGUGGGAGCCCUUUCUGACCAGGGUGAGCCCAGUGGCAUGUUGGGGGUUCCUGUGAGCUAUACAGACUGUGCUCCUUCCCCUGAUGGUUGUUCAGUUGUUACAUCCGAUGGCUUCAAAACAAAAGACAGCUUUAGAACUGCAAAAAGUAAAAAGAAGAGACGAAUCACAAGAUACGAUGCACAGUUAAUCCUAGAAAAUAAUUCUGGGAUUCCAAAAUUGACUCUUCGCAGGCGCCAUGAUAGCAGCAGCAAGACAAACGACCAAGAGAAUGAUGGGAUGAAUUCUUCCAAAAUAAGCAUCAAGUUAAGUAAAGACCAUGAAAAUGAUAAUAAUCUCUAUGUAGCAAAGCUUAAUAAUGGAUUUAACUCAGGAUCAGGUAGUAGCUCUACUAAAUUAAAAAUCCAGCUCAAACGGGACGAGGAAAGUAGGGGAUCCUACCCAGAAGGGCUUCAUGAAAACGGUGUGUGCUGUAGCGACCCCCUUUCUCUCCUGGAGUCUCAAAUGGAAGUGGAUGACUACAGCCAGUAUGAGGAAGAGAGUACAGGUGAGUCCUCCUCCUCAGAGGGCGACGAGGAGGAGGAGGACUAUGACGAUGACUUUGAGGAUGACUUCAUUCCUCUUCCGCCAGCCAAGCGGCUGCGGCUCAUAGUUGGGAAGGACUCCAUAGAUAUUGACAUUUCUUCAAGAAGAAGAGAAGAUCAGUCAUUAAGGCUUAAUGCAUAAGCUCUUGGUCGUAAAUUGACCUGGGAUAACUACUUUAAAAAAGAUACAAAAUUCCAGUCAACGAUUCCUCAACUGAACCAUUUUAGUGGCAGCACUUCUAUUGUCUCACUUAUCAGCAUAAUAUUGUAGAAAGUGUACAGCGUAUUGACUCUUCCUAAGUCCAAUUUGUGCAAAUUUUUAUUGUACUUUUUAAAUAGCCUUCUUAUGUGCAAUUCUGAGCUAGAGUUAAAGCCCUGUUGUAAAAUAAAGGCUCCAGCAAAAUUGUACAGUGAUAGCAACUUUCCACACAGGACAUUGAAACAAUAAUGUGGCUACACAAUUUUUUUAAAAUUGAGAGCAUCAGCUGGCUCUUUAAUAUAUGACUAAACAAUAAUUUAAAACAAAUCAUAGUAGCAGCAUAUUAAGGUUUCAAGUAUAUGCUAAUAUCACCAGCAAUUAUCUUUGGCUUUUUGAUUUAUUGGCUAGAUGUUUCCCCCUUGGAGUUCUGUCAGUUCCACACUGUUUGCUGGCCCAGGUGUACUGUUUGUGGCCUUUGUUAACAUAGCAAAACAUUGGUUGGAAGUCAGAUUGGUUUCUU
Octodon degus (degu) is the source of this 3837-nucleotide messenger RNA. It is a transcript of the gene Kmt5b, whose product is annotated as lysine methyltransferase 5B. The transcript is spliced from 11 exons. The record is from RefSeq and is a predicted model, not a curated record. Gene Ontology annotation, cellular component: nucleus. The coding region runs from base 609 to 3260 and encodes 883 amino acids. NCBI's taxonomy places the organism in Eukaryota, Metazoa, Chordata, Mammalia, Rodentia, Octodontidae. Gene Ontology annotation, molecular function: histone H4K20 methyltransferase activity; protein binding.